AUGGCACAUCGCCCAGAAAUCCAAGAGAACGAUCCAUCUGAGAUCGAUCCAAUAUGGACAUCAAGCCGUACUGCACGCCAGAUAUACGCCUUGGGUGAAGUCGAAAAAACGGAUGAGCCCGAGGACAACCUCCCUCAAGGAGAAGAGCGCUCAGAACAGUUCGUUCUAGAAGUCAGCGAGUACUUUGAACGGCUAGACUCAAUUCAAGGAGCUAUUCGCUCUUCACUGGCUCAUAUCCGCCAGUCACGAAUUGCACCAUCUGCAAUCACAGCCCCACCUCUCGGAUUCGUUCCCCCUUCACUCGGCGUCGGUCUUCCAAGAACUGCAGGGACCAGAGGCCUGCAAGAAGAGCGCGUAGAUCGAGAUGCAUGGGUGGGCAUACUCGACGCCCUCACACGCCUCAAGGCAUCACAACAGCACGAACAACCAAUACACACUUCCCCACAUCACGCAAUGAAUACAUGA
Molecule: messenger RNA, 465 nt
Organism: Suillus bovinus
Lineage: Eukaryota; Fungi; Basidiomycota; Agaricomycetes; Boletales; Suillaceae
Exons: 3
Coding region: 1-465 (154 amino acids)
Source: RefSeq, a predicted model, not a curated record